This is a messenger RNA of Penicillium subrubescens, 219 nucleotides long. RefSeq lists its product as uncharacterized. The record is from RefSeq and is a predicted model, not a curated record. NCBI's taxonomy places the organism in Eukaryota, Fungi, Ascomycota, Eurotiomycetes, Eurotiales, Aspergillaceae. The transcript has a single exon. The coding region runs from base 1 to 219 and encodes 72 amino acids.
AUGUCGACAAUCGCAUUCGACUCUUGGAGGUUUGAGUCUUCCUCCAGCAGCGCUGCGGAAUUUGACUCAAGAGUCCUAGUCGACUCUGACCGCCAUCUUCAAGGGAUCCAGCUGACCCACCCCACAACCUACACACGCGCUGAAUAUUCGAUUCAUGACGUCUUUGUUGACAUCUACGGUUCCCGAUACACCCCAGACACCGCUCCAGACGAACCGUAG